AUGAGUAUAAAUGGCUGCCACAUGUGGAUUACGGCCCAUCAUUUCAAAAAGACAGCUAGAANAUCUGAAAUCAAAGACAUGAUGGAGUUAAAAUUGACAAUUCUUUCAACAAUUCUUCUUCUUCUCACUCUUUCCAACACGCGGCACACUGAAGCCAUUGUUGUUCCGAUGGAGAAACUGGAAGAGAACGUGUUCGUUGUUGGAGAUGAGGAUGAGGAUGGUGAUGAAAGUGGCAAUGUGGAUUCCACAAGAGUUCCGAUCGAGUCUCCAGAUUGGGAUCGCAAUAAUGGGAUUGAAGAUAUGAGGAAGGAGAGAACAGAAGUAGUGUUGCUUCCAGCAGAUUGGAGAAGAGUCUGGUCGGAUUUUAAAAGAGGUCUGAGUCGACUUGAAAAAAAAAGAUCGAAGAGUUCCAAAUCCUAUUCUAAUUAG
This is a messenger RNA of Rodentolepis nana, 429 nucleotides long. The record is from the annotation of a GenBank genome assembly. NCBI's taxonomy places the organism in Eukaryota, Metazoa, Platyhelminthes, Cestoda, Cyclophyllidea, Hymenolepididae.